AUGUUCUGGAAAGUAAAGGGGAGGGCCUUCGCGUUCGUCUUCCUCUCAUACGCCAGCUUCGUGCAUUCGGAUAAAGCGGUUAACCUGGGGAAUGCGCUGGCGGGGGGGAUUAGCGGGGGGAUUAGCGGCGGAAUUAGCGGCGGGUUGAGCAGCGGUUUGGCCAGCGGAAUAAGCGGCGGACUUAGCAACUCCGCCGCCGCUUCGACCGCCCUGCUGCACGCGGCCGUGGGGAAGGGACCCAACAUGCACACGUGCCAGUCGGCCGGGUGCGCCUCAUACAAGAGCAUCACGCCCAGCGAUGCAGGAGACUGCCUAAACGGGUUCAUCUGCAAGGAGUGUAAAAGAACCCACGCGAAGAACCCAAACAUCUGCUUCUACUCCUCCCUCCAAGGAUUUGAAAGUUUAUAUGAAGCACAUCUAGAGGAUUUUACACAACCAACGCCCUACGACCGUUUCAACGUCCCAUUGGUUAAGUCCAGCAAAGGGGAGAACAACAGGGGGGACGCCUCAAGUGACAGUGGUAGGGAGGUCUCCCCUAAUGACGAAUCGGGGGAUCACCGCAGAGGCAGUCUCUCACAAGGAGGAGACGACGAUGGAGAGAAGGGGGACCUCCAACGCAGUGGCAGGGAUGGCAAAGCAGGAGGUAGUCGCUUCCCACGGGCGUUAGAAGAAGAGGAAGAAGAAGAGGAGGAGGAGGAAGACGACGACGACGACUCUGCGAAAGAAAAACGUGGUGGACAUAAAGGGGGCAACUCCCCUCAGGGGGGGAACAACGGAGGGAACAAUUUCGACGCAGGUUACGAAACGGAGUCAUUUCUGCAGAAAUCGCCUGACCAUGUUCAUAGAAAAGGUGAUCUACACAAGUUGGCGAAAGAGGGGGGGCGGGAGCAGCACACAAACGCUCACAUGCAUAUACACACGCACAUGCACACUCACACGCAUAACGAAUUGAUGUCCGGAAAAGAGGGACUCCUUAGCUCGGUGGAGACGCACGUGCGGCUUGGCAUCAGUGAGGGGGGCUACAACAGGGGAGCGUCCGAAUCUCCGGGGAGGCACAGCGGCGUGAGCAGCGGUGCCUCUGUCAGCAUGGGCACCGCUGCUCAUGGAGGCACUGCUGCUGAGAGUGGCUACUCCUUCGCCGAGUCCGAGCGGGGCAAAGAAAAAAUCGUCUACAAGCGACUCAAAAUAAGCCUGAACAAUCACGAGGAGUAUUUCAAAAGCAAAAUGAAUAAGUGUCACGUGGGGGGGGACGGAGUGGCCACUCUGUAUGUGAAGGUGCUGCUGCAGAUUGUUAAGGAUAAGAACGACGUCUAUGUGGACGUGAGUAGGAGGAGCGGCUCGUCUCACAUGAGCCCAGGGUCGGGUGGGCAGAAGGGGAAGGAAGGGAAGAAGGCAAACGGGAGGAGCGAAUCGGGGAAGGAAGAGGAGGAAGAAGAGGACGCGGAAGAGAGUGACGACGAUGAGUACAUGCGGAAGUCUCAAAGCGCCAUGGGGGGGGGAGGGUACGGUUACCGCUCAGGCGCGGAGACGGACAGCGAUAGCGACAGCGACAGCGACAGCGAUGGGGGGCGCGCGGCGGUGAAUAGGUACGCCUACGUGGAGCUGCACGGGGGGGCGCAAAACAAAGCGGCGAACGAAGCGGCGAACGAUGCGGCUACCUGGGGGGCGGCGAAGGAACCGCUCUCCCUCCUCCAGGUGAGGGAGGACCUGGACGGAGACUCCAUGGGGAACUACUACAAGUCGCGCAACGGGUUCUUCAAAUCGAUUUUCAAACGGGUUUUUAAAAAAAAAGGAGACUCGGAUGAAGACGCAGGGGGGGGGGACGACGAGGACAGUGAUGAGGAGCCCCAGGGGGGGAAGAAGAAGCGGAGGUGGAGAUUCCCCUGGAAGAGACGAAGGGGGAAGGGCAGCCAACUGCAGGGCGGCGACGACAAUGACGACGAGGGCGAGAGCGAGGAUGAGUCACGCAGCACAAGACGUAGGAGGGGAGGCAGGCGGGGGCUAUUCGGUCGGUCCAAUCGAAAGGGCAGAGGCAAAGGGAGAGACGAAAGUGAUGAUGGCGAUGACGGCGAAGAAGGCGAAGACUCAGACGAUGAAGAGGCCAGUGGGGGCAGUGGACAAAGGGGGGCAAAAAAAGGAAAACGAAACGGUAAGGGAAGCGGAACCAAGGGGGGCAGAUUCGAGGAGACCAAAUCAAAAAUGGGUAGCCUCUUUGCCAAAGUGAAGAGGAAGAUUCUCCCCGUAAAACAAAAACUACACAUAGAGGCGUUCUUCAAUAGCAUCAUCGUAAAGUCAUGUAGGAAUGCCCUCAAGUGGGAGGGCAACAUGUUUCGGAAGCAGUCGCUCGUCGAGAUGACUCUCAAGGUCCCGGUUAAACUGAAAUACAUAAAGGGGGAGCCUCUGCAUUUCUUCCGUUCGGGCUACGAAGUCAUUUUAACUUGCCGCAACUGCGAUGAGGUUCUCUUCAACUCGUGUGUGCAGGUCUACUGCGCCAAGCGAGCGAGCAAAGAGGAACGGGCGGUGGCGCACCACGGCGGGCACGCGGACGGAGGAGCCCUGGGGAGCGGCGCAACCGCAGCUGCCAUUACUGCCGCUUCCACUGCUGCCGCCACUGCCGCUGCUUCCCCCGCAUCGCCGUACCUUUACUCGGCGAGCCCGUCCGACGUCUCCCCGCUGGCAAUGAUCCAUUACAACGGGCAGUACUUCCCCGGCAGUGUAACCCCCGAGGCAGACUACUUCAGCAGCGAUGGGCACAUGUGCGUUAGCUACUCGGUCGUUCUCGUCACGCUGAUGGUUGCCCUUCUUUUGUAG
Molecule: messenger RNA, 2811 nt
Organism: Plasmodium vivax (malaria parasite P. vivax)
Lineage: Eukaryota; Apicomplexa; Aconoidasida; Haemosporida; Plasmodiidae
Exons: 2
Coding region: 1-2811 (936 amino acids)
Source: RefSeq, a predicted model, not a curated record